AUGACUGGAACAGACUUUGAUUGGUUGGAAGAGGGAAUUGCAGCAUCUCCAAGAUGUAGAGGCUCGGGUGUUAGAAGAAGCGUUGCUCCAGUCAGAUCUUCUCAACGUGCUGGUGCCCGUCGUGGGUCGCCGCAAAGCACUGGGCUUGUGCCUCAAAAGAGUUCGAGGAGUCCUGAACGAGAGCCUCCGGCAAGCAUUCUGAAGGGCCUGCGGAGCUUUGCAUCUAGGAAGACGCUAGCGGAAGCUAUGGCAGCAGGGCCUUGGCAGGUAGCGGUUUGGCGGGGAACUGGCACUAUGCGGUGUAUACAGUAUGCCGCGCUUCAGUCUGCUGAAAUGGGAAGGCACUUCCGAGCUUGCGAACUGGCAAAGGCAGCUGAAGACCGUGCAAGAGCGGCAGACUGGAAAAGGAGACGGGCUCGGAAGGGCGAAGGUCACCGGCAGAGCGCAGUACUGAACAGCGAGGGCGUCGAGUCGGUGCUCGUGAAAGUGCCCACGUGCUUGUUGUGCAAUGCAGCAAUAGCUGAUUGUGAAUGUGUGAAGUCCUCGGUAAGUGUUGUACAAGAAAAAGACCGAGCUAGCCAAGAGCUAUCAGUGUCGAAGCAGACAUCCUUACAAACAGCAACCAGGCGAGCCUCGUUGGCCAGGCGAUUAUCCGUUGUUGGGCGUCGGCAGUCUGCUGACAUGGAUGCGACUGCAAUUCAUAAACAGAUGUCCGAUCGCAGGAAAAGCCAUGACAAGCAGAAGAAGAUCCCAACACUGAACAGGCUGCAAAGGCUGAUUCAAGCCAAGCAGAUGGAGUUUGAGGCAUUACCUGAUGACAAAAAACAGCGCUUACGCAGUGCGUUUGAUCGUGCAGCUGGAGUUGGUCAGAAAGGUCUGGGUGCCACGCAGCUGCGACAAGCCUUGACGGAUCUAGGUCUGGGUGGCCGGCAGAGCCACGAGAAGGAGGCAGUCCAAGAGGUCAUUCGCGAGUCUAUUGCAGCUGGAGCAGUGGAGUUACUGGAUUUCGUCUUCCAGGUCACCCCGAAGGUUGAGCAGAAGCUCUUCGAGGCCAAAUCUCCAAAACUGCUGUCCCUUUUCAACCAGUUGGACGUUGCUAUGGCUGGUAGCUUGUCUUGUGCGGACUGUAUUGAAGCUCUGCGUCGGCACGCGGAUUCCUUCAUCACGGUGCUUGAUGGGGACAUCAUGGAGCAGUUCUGGCCUAUCUUCUUGAAGGAUCUAGCACAGCAGCACAAGGUUUCCAAGCACAGCGACGAGACUAUUGACUUUGCUCUUUUCCAACGCCUAGCAUCAGAUGUAGAGGUGAAGCUCAUUGCCUUCCAGGGCCAGAUGGAAGAGCGUGCCGCAAGAUCAGCAGGCCUUACUCCAGCCCUUGAGACUGCUCACUUUGGCGAAAUCGCGGUUAUGAUGAGAUAUUUUCACCGCUAUGAAAAGCACCAUCGCGGUCUUUUGGGUACACAGGAGUUGAUUAUGGCUUUGAUGGAUUCUGGCACGUUGCCAACAGUUGGAAGAUUGCACAUGACAACAGUAGCGAACUUUGCCACUCGUGUCAACAAGCUUGCGGUGUACAGAUUCCCCGAGUUCCUAGAACAGGUGGAUAGCCUGCGCAGGGAAGAAAGAUCACAGCGCGAAGCAGCUUUCAGGUCGUGGUACACAAUACACAAAUGGCCUGAUGACCACGCCAUUGCAGUUGCGGACAUGCCGCAGCUUAUCAUGGACUUGUCAUUGGUGGCAGACAGUUGCCGAAGCGUUCUGGAUGUGAGGGCCCUUGUUGAAGACUGCCACAAAAGUGGAUCUGAGACUGUGUUUCUGGAUACGGCAACCGAGCUGUGUGGCAAGGUAGUGGAGAGCGCGCGUGUCGCUGCCCGGAGACGGGAGGCCUUGGUGGCCGAGCAGGUAAAGCUCUCAGAGGAGCAAGUCUUCGACAUGCGUGCCUGUUUCUCAGAGAUGACUCACAGUGGGGUCAUCGGCCCGGAUGAUUUGCAUCACCUCUUGGUGGAGCUCUUCCCAGACCACGAGAUAGACGAUGGUUUCGUGCAAGAUUUGCUAGAUGUGGCACUGCCUUCUGGCUAUUUUCAUUCCAAAUCUGCUGCAGCGGGUGGCACACGCUCAAAGCCGAAUGAGAGUUUCCUGGUUCUGCACUUAGCACCCCGCUUGCUCGCAUCAGCUAGCAUGAUGUCUGUACAGGUUCUGGAGGAGAGCAUCCUCCGCUUUGAUGGCAGCCCAGCAAUAAAGGUCCUCCACGGCUUCGCUCACAAGUGGAAGGCAAUGAAUUGGACGCUGGAUUACUUGACAGAAAAGAUACCCUUUGAGUGGGUCGACUAUUAUCCCAACAACAUGCACGAUGUCAGCAGCAAGCCAUACCUAUUUAAGUUCGAAAGAGCUGUGAGAGAGUUUAAGAAUCCCAAAGAGUUUGUCACUGGCAAGCCCAAGUACAUGCAGAUUCGGCUCGGCCUUCGGGGCUGGAAGCGGCUGAAGAAAGACUUCAUUCCGAAGCCGCUGCCGGAUGUGUUUUGGGAUGACGAUGAAUGGAUUGGUUCCUGCAUGCACAAGGACAACAAGGUUGACCAGCCUGCAAUCAACAACUUCUUCGUUACGAACCAGUGGAAGUUUCUACUCAUCGGGGAAGAAGGAACAACGAUGUUCUUUCACAAAGAUGGGACUGCCGCCUCGAGUUGGCAAGUGCAGCUGGUUGGAAAAAAGAGGUGGACAUUGUGCCCAAACACUGAGUCGCGCCUCUUACACACUGAGCUUGACACGUACAAGCCUGACUACAACAAGUUUCCGCGGUUCGCAGAUGCUCGGUGUGGCCAGGUCACGGUCUCUCCAGGGGAGCUUCUUUAUUAUCCUGCUUACUGGUGGCACCACACUCUUCAGUUGGAGAGCCCGAGCAUCUCCUACACUGGAGCACUUGUGGGUGUUGAAGCUGACCGGUCGGAUCUUGGGGCUGACAGGAAGCCACACAUGCGAUUCUAUGCCGAUCUUCAGGAGAAAUGUUCCAAGUGCUGGAAGAAAGGUGUCAGCCAAAGGCAGUGUGAUGACAUCUCAGUGAAAUGGGCAGGGGCAGCACCGCCUCCACUUCGAGCUGUUUGCGAGGAGUAUCUGCCGAAAUGUUUAGACCUCUGGUCGGCGCAUGCGAAAGCGCUGCAUGGUGCAGGCCGGAAAGCCGAGCUGUGA
Molecule: messenger RNA, 3177 nt
Organism: Symbiodinium pilosum
Lineage: Eukaryota; Dinophyceae; Suessiales; Symbiodiniaceae
Source: the annotation of a GenBank genome assembly